AUGGGGAACCUACCAGUUGAGGGGGACCUUCCCACCUCCAACUACCCAGAAUCCCGGGUGUUGAUCAUCAUGACCGGCGGUACCAUCUGUAUGCAGCCUUCUGCCGAUGGCUUGAUCCCCAUGACGGGAUUCCUCAAGAACGCCAUGGCGCCGAGGCCAUCCUUCAACGACUCGUCCUCUCCUCCAGUUGAGCUAGUAGCAUACAAGAAUGGAGAGCGCAUCAGCCUGCCGAGCUUGAGGACACCCCCGAGCGCGUACUCCCGCCACAUCCGAUACGGAAUACUGGAGUUCUCACCACUUCUGGAUUCGAGCUCCAUCUCUUCUACCGGUUGGACCGAGAUCGCACUCACUGUGAAGGAGAACUAUCACCUCUAUGACGGCUUUGUCGUUCUUCACGGCACAGACUCGUUGGCCUACACGGCCUCAGCGCUGUCUUUCAUGAUGUCGGACCUAGGGAAGCCUGUCAUCUUGACUGGCUCCCAGGCCUCCAUCUUCGCCCUCCAGUCCGACGCGGUAGACAACCUGCUCGGCUCUCUCAUCAUCGCCGGCACCUUCAUCAUCCCGGAGGUCUGCCUUUUCUUCCAUCACACCCUGUUCCGCGGCAACAGGACGACGAAGGUGUCCGCCUCGGCCUUCAAGGCCUUUGACAGCCCCAACUACGAGCCUCUGGCCAAAGUCACAAGCUUGGGCGUAGACGUGAACUGGUCCCUGGUCCGGAGGCCGACUCGCAUCGCCCACUUCAACAUCACCAAGUAUCUAGACACCGCCCACGUCGCGGCCUUCCGCAUCUUCCCCGGCAUCAUGCCCGAGAUGCUGGACGCCGUGUUCCGGGCGCCGAACCUCAGGGGCCUGAUCCUGGAGACGUUCGGCAUGGGCAACGCGCCCGGGGGCGUCGACGGCAGCCUGACCAAGGUCAUCCGGCAGGCCUGCGAGCGGGGCGUCGUCGUCGUCAACGUCAGCCAGUGCACCAACGGCUUCGUCUCGCCGCUCUACGCGCCGGGGACGGCCCUCGGCCGCGCCGGCGUCGUCUUCGGCCACGACCUGACCACCGAGGGCGCGCUGACCAAGCUCUCGUACCUGCUGGCGCUCAGGGGCCUGACGCUCGAGCGGAUCCGGGCCGAGAUGGCGCGCUCGCUGCGCGGCGAGAUGACCGAGAUGGCCUCGCCCGUCUUCUCGCACCCGGGCGGCGACGUCGAGGAGGUCGCCGUGCGCCUGUCCCCGGCCGAGUCGGCCUUCACGGCGCUGGGGUACGCCGUCCAGCGCGGGGACCUGGCCGCCGUGCGCGAGAUCAUCGACUGCGACCGCGACGACACGCACCAGCUGCUCAAGCGCGCCGACUACGCGGGCAACACGGCCGUGCACCUCGCCGCCGUGGGCCCCGACGCCGAGGUCCUGCGGGAGCUGCUGACGAGGGGCGCCAGCGUGCACGUGCGCAACCGGGCCAACAACACGCCGCUGUUCCUGGCGGACAAGUCGGGCCUCGAGGAAAACGUCCGGCUGCUCAAGGAGGCUGGGGCGCACCUGUGGGAGAGCGAGAUGGCGUAUGGGCCGGCGUCUUGA
Messenger RNA from Thyridium curvatum, 1560 nucleotides. RefSeq lists its product as uncharacterized. The record is from RefSeq and is a predicted model, not a curated record. The transcript has a single exon. The coding region runs from base 1 to 1560 and encodes 519 amino acids. Gene Ontology annotation, molecular function: protein binding; asparaginase activity. NCBI's taxonomy places the organism in Eukaryota, Fungi, Ascomycota, Sordariomycetes, Thyridiales, Thyridiaceae.